UGAUUAAGUUGGACUUGUCGAGAAACAUGCUCAACGGAAGCAUACCAAAAGGAAUCCUAAGUCUUCGCAGUUUGAGCACUAUCUUGAAUCUCUCGAAAAAUUCUUUUUCGGGGAAUUUAGCUCAAGAUAUCGGAAAGCUGGACAACCUCGUCGCCAUUGAUCUCUCGAACAAUUUAUUCUCAGGUAAUAUACCCAACUCAAUCUCGGAAUGCAAAAGCUUGGAGAAGUUAUUAAUGGCGAAUAACAAGUUCUCAGGUUCAAUUCCAUCAUCUCUUGGAGAAGUAAGAGGGCUUGAAAUUCUUGAUAUUUCUUCAAAUAUGUUAUCCGGCACCAUUCCUAUUGAGCUCGAGAGCCUCAGAGCUUUAAAACUAUUAAACUUAUCGUUCAACAACUUUGAAGGACGAAUCCCAUAUGGGUUCGCCAACACAACUCUUGUCGAUCUUCAAGGAAACCAAAAUCUCGGCCACCAAAACGGGGUUGGAGGCCGAAAGAGACUAAUCCUGAUCUUUACACUCAUUGGCGUACUAAUCCUCUUGGCCGUGUGCAUUUCCGUUUUAUGGAUGAUUUGUAUGAGGAAGAAUCAAGUGAAGGACGAAGUGUUGGUGUUUUCGGAGUCAUUUAAGGGAAAACAUAUGGCGGUUUCCUACAAUGACAUUAGAAUGGCAACGGAAAACUUUGAUCAAUUGAACUUGAUUGGUCGUGGGAGCUUUGGGUCGGUUUAUAAAGGGAGGAUUUGCAAAGAAGGACAGUGUUAUGCAAUUAAAGUCAUCGAUAUGGAUCAGACAGGGUCGAUGAAGACAUUUAUGGCGGAAUGUAAGGCAUUGAAGAACGUUAGGCAUCGAAACCUCGUCAAGCUGAUCACGGCUUGCUCGAGCACUGAUUUCAAGAAUAUGGAUUUUGUUGCUUUGGUUUAUGAGUUGAUGAGUAAUGGGAGCUUAGAGGAUUGGAUAACCGGAAAGAGGAAGCAUACAAAUGGAGACGGUCUUAGCAUCUUGGAAAGACUAACUGUGGCCAUCGAUGUUGCGAAUGCGAUAAACUAUCUUCACAAUGAAUGUGAAGAUCAGGUUGUGCAUUGCGAUUUGAAGCCAAACAAUAUUCUCUUGGACGAUGACAUGACCGCAAAGGUGGCGGAUUUCGGGUUGUCAAAGUUGUUAGGUUGUGAGGAUCCUGAGCAUUCUAUUAGAUUAAGCAACACAUUCAGCUUAAGGGGCUCCAUUGGCUACAUACCUCCAGAAUACGGGAUGGGACAGAAACCAGGGGCUGCCGGAGAUGUUUAUAGCUACGGAAUAACAUUGCUAGAGCUGUUCACGGGGAGAGGUCCGACGGAUGAGAGUUUUGUGGGAGGGUUGAGUUUGAAGAAAUGGGUGGAAAAUGCAUUGGAAAGUAAUAGAGUAAAUGAAGUGGUGGAUUGUAAUAUUGUUAUGAACAUGGACAAGCUUUUGAGUGAAAAGGGAGAGUGUUGUGUGAGUGAAUGGAGGUGCUUAAAUGAGGUCCUUGAGGUUGGGAUUCUAUGCACGGUUGAUUCUGCUGAGGCUCGUCUCAAUAUUAAGGAUGUUCUUUCCAAGCUCAGGAAUAUCUCUAACACAUUUAUCAACUCUUGAAAUAAGUAUAAAGUAUGUAAGUCAUUAUAAAUAUAAUUAUUAAUAUAUAUAAGAGAGUGAUUGUAACAUAGAAGAAAAUUAUCUAAUAUUUAAUAGAUACUAAAUUAUAUGUAGUUUGU
Impatiens glandulifera is the source of this 1720-nucleotide messenger RNA. Its product is annotated as putative receptor-like protein kinase At3g47110. The transcript is spliced from 2 exons. NCBI's taxonomy places the organism in Eukaryota, Viridiplantae, Streptophyta, Magnoliopsida, Ericales, Balsaminaceae. Gene Ontology annotation, molecular function: ATP binding; protein kinase activity; protein binding. Gene Ontology annotation, biological process: protein phosphorylation. The record is from RefSeq and is a predicted model, not a curated record. The coding region runs from base 27 to 1601 and encodes 524 amino acids.